Molecule: messenger RNA, 570 nt
Organism: Striga asiatica
Lineage: Eukaryota; Viridiplantae; Streptophyta; Magnoliopsida; Lamiales; Orobanchaceae
Source: the annotation of a GenBank genome assembly
AUGGCUGAGGGGCAAGAUAUUCAACCUCUCGUUCUCGAUAACGGAUCUCGAACUGCUGGUUUUGCUGGUGAUGAUGCCCCUCGGGCAGUUUUCACGAGCAUAGUCGGCCGCCCUCGCCACACGGGCGUGAUGGUCGGGAUGGGUAAAAAGGACGCUUUUGUAGGUGAAGAGGCCGAGUCCAGAAGAGGCAUCCUCACACUAAAAUACCCCAUCGAGCACGGCAUAGUCACCAAUUGGGAAGCCAUGGAGAAAGUUUGGCACCACGCUUUUCAAAACGAGCUCCGUGUUUCUCCCGAGCACCACCCUCUUCUCCUCACUGAGUCCCCUCUCAACCCGAAAGCAAACCGCGCGAAAACAACUCAAAUCAUGUUUGAAACCUUCAAUGUUCCGUCUAUGUACGUUGCUAUUCAACCCGUUCUUUCACUGUACGCCAGCGGGCGUAAAACCGGAAUAGUUCUCGACUCCGGUUUUCAGAAAAGCCACGCGGUCCCGAUUUACGAGGGCUACGCCCUUCCUCACGCCGUCUUACGUCUGGGUCUCGCGGGCCUUACGUCACUGAGUAUCUCAUGA